GGAUAGCCUCAAAUCGCAUCGCAUCGGCUUUGCUCCACUCGGCCUCUGCGGACCCAGACGGGCCCUGCAAAAUUGUCUAUAGCUGCCGGUCUUGGGCUGUCUGCCAAAUUUUUCGGUCCUUGCGCUUCGGGAUGCCCGUCCCUUAUUAUUUUUUCUCGUUCAUUCUCUCUUCCCUUCCCCCGAUCUGGGAAGGGAGAAGAUCAUUCUGGAGAAGUAUAAGUAAAAGGAGCUCCUUCGGUCUCCAUCCUGUUUGACAUCUGUUCAGCCCCCAACUGUCUGGAGUAUAUCUCGGUCUAUUAUCAUCGUUGGAACUCAGUUGCAUAUAAACUCAGCCGUUUUCCGUCUUCGAACUUAAAUCAUCUUCUUCCUAUCCUGACACCUCUUCGGCACAUGUCCAAAACUACUCAUCAUGACCAUGAACAUGCAGGUUUCUGGCGGAGACUGUUGGGCAAGCUCUCCAGUCAUGGACGCAAACGAGCCAUCCUUCGCAUGGCAUCCCGCAAAACCUACCGAAUUGGACACUGAACGCCGUAGACACCAACACCACAUGUCCGCCGGCUCUGGUGCUGAAUUCCCAGUGAGCCCCGAUCAGGACAUAGAGACGCCCACGGAUGCAUCGCGCGCUAGUCCGGAAUACGCGCAGGUCGACCUGAACGACUGGUAUCCGCAGUAUCUGGGAUGCAUGCAGCAUUUUCUGGACCACGCGCAGCACUCCCUAGCCGUACAAUCGCUGGCAGCGUUCGUCAACAUCCGACUUCCCUGCCAACGCCAGCGCGAUCCUAUUCUCAGCAUGUCCGGCCCCCAGCAGGAGCAGGGUCAGCAGCAGCAACCGCCCCCGACUCUGGGAUCGGACUAUCAUCCUGGGGUGGAUGCCCAAACGCCCACGGCGUCGCAGGUGUGCCUGAGAUCGUAUAUCCGGCGUCUCAUCGUCACCGGCAACGACACGCCCCCCGUGUUACAGGCCUUUUUCGGGGCGGAGUGGGAGACGGGCCUCGGCUGUGUCUGGAAGCAGGAGCGCGUCAACUACUUGUUCUCGGCGAAGAGUGGCGGCUGGGCGUCGACCAAGGCGGCGUACGAUAUCCUGCCGGACGAGCAGACGCCCUUUCUACGACCGCUCCAUGCGGCGACGGAAGAGGAGCUCCGGGUCGCGGAGUCACGAUGGAGCGAGUGGUUGGCGAUGGAGGAUUGGAUGGUGGGACCGCGCAGUCCCUGGUGAAUUGAUCUGGAGAGGUGGUGUCUACGGUCUAUUUGGUUAGGCUGACGAUGGGAUGAUUUACGACCGGGAUGAUCACUAGUCGCUCUUUAUUUUUGGCUCUAUUUUCCUUUGUUUGUUUCAGAUACAGUCCUUGAAUAUUACUA
Messenger RNA from Aspergillus melleus, 1359 nucleotides. RefSeq lists its product as uncharacterized. NCBI's taxonomy places the organism in Eukaryota, Fungi, Ascomycota, Eurotiomycetes, Eurotiales, Aspergillaceae. The transcript is spliced from 2 exons. Bases 410 to 1216 code for a protein of 268 amino acids. The record is from RefSeq and is a predicted model, not a curated record.